AUGAAGAUUGUGAGAAACGAAACAGCUGCCGUUGCCUUUGUAACGUUCAAUCGUCCGCCUGAUGUACGUAGAGCCCUACAAAGAACUGGGGAAUUCAUCGGAGGCUAUAAGCUCACAAUCUCGAAAGUGGCUUCAGAAGAGGGGGUGACCGAUGUUAAGGAGGAGGACGAGGAAGAAAACGCAGUCAAUAGGGAUACUGAGGAGGCCAAAAUUCGCGAGGAACUUUUGGAGACAGGCAGGCUUUUUGUGAGAAAUUUGCCGUUCACCACAAAAGAAGAAGAUCUGCAUUUUCUAUUCAAAAAGUUUGGAGAAAUAGCAGAAAUUCAGGUGAUAAUUGACAAGAAAACUGGGAAGUGUAAAGGAUUUGCCAUAGUGGAGUUCGUGUUCCCAGAAUCUGCCGUCGCGGCUUAUGCUUCUGCGGAUGGGACGGUUUUCAAGGUUCGUUUUGCUUCUUGGUUUUUAUUGAAAUGGAAUGAUGUCCAUUUUAAGGGACGCAUGAUGCACAUUAUUCCGGGCUCAGAGAAGCGUGAGAAGAAAGAACCAGAAAUAUCUGGGUCGUCCGAGAAGACGUCCUACAAAAAGGAGAAAAUGUCCAAGUUAAAAGCUAAUGCAGCCAAGUCUCAUUCAUGGAACGCGUUGUUCCUUGGACCGAAUGCUAUUGCUGACACUUUAGCGGAAAAACUUGGAGUGGAAAAGGGUGACCUGCUGAAUUCGGAGAGUGGAGAAAGUGCUGGAGUCCGCCUAGCUUUGGCUGAAACCAGGCUGGUUCGUGAAACAAGAGAGUUUUUCUUGGCAAACGGAGUUUGCUUGGACGCGUUUUCUCGACCUGCGGCGAAAAGGAAGUAUAUAUCUGUGAGCAGUUUCCAAGAAAAUGUUAGAGAUCGUAAAGAUUUGCUUUGUAGCAAUACCGUCAUCAUUGCGAAAAAUCUACCGGCUGGUGUUCAAGCGGAAGAGUUACAGCGAAUGUUUGGGAAAUUUGGAGAAGUGGGCAAGGUUUUGAUGCCUCCAGAAGGAGGUAUCAGUGCAAUUGUCGUGAUGAGCAACGUUGUUGAUGCAAAGAAAGCCUUCCAAGCUUUGGCGUACUCUCGUUUCCGCACCCAACCUUUGUAUCUCGAGUGGGCUCCUGGCGAUGUUUUUGGUGAGAACUCGGCGGACAAUAAGGUUGCGGAGAUUGAACAAGCUGCUACUGAAAACAAUGAAGUAAAAUUGGAGAAAAAGAAGAAGAACAAACGCGAAAUGACGUACGAGGAGAAGAAAGCUGAAAAACGAAAACGACGUGGACUGGAUACGGAGGUUCAGGAGGAAAACGUUAAGGAAGUGCCAUCAACUUCGAAGGAGGACAAUGGUGAUGAGACAGUGAAAGCUGAGGAAGGAGCCAUUACUCCCGUACAAGAGCCCACCAAAGAUGAUGAAAAGAGCACAGAGGAGGAGAUUAUCGAGCCUGGUUCAACCGUUUUCGUCAAAAACCUCUCAUUCGACACAACUGAUGAGAGUCUUGAUAAGUUCUUCAGAAAGAAAUAUCGGAUCAAAGGUGUGCAGAUUUCGAAAAAGUUGAAUCCAGCGGAUCCAGCUAAAAGUCUAUCCAUGGGCUUUGGUUUUGUUCAGUUUUACACCCAGGAGGAAGCACUGCGAGCCAUCAAGGAAAUGCAGGGUGAACUUCUCAAUGGACAUAGCUUGGAGCUGAAGAUGUCACAUCGUGAGAUGAACGACAGCGACAAACUGAAGAGAAAGGCGGUUUCCGCUACGGAGCAGGGCACGUGCACGAAACUGCUUGUUCGGAAUAUACCAUUCCAAGCAAGUGUGAAAGAAAUUGAAAGCCUUUUCGCAUCGUUUGGAGAGAUAAAGAGCAUAAGAAUACCUAAGAAGCUUGGUAGUCGGGAUCAGCAUCGUGGUUUCGGAUUCGUGGACUUCAUAUCAAUAGGUGAAGCCAAACGGGCAUUCGAAGCGCUAGUUCAUUCAACUCACGUCUAUGGAAGAAGAUUGGUACUGGAGUGGGCGAAGAAUGAUGAUUCAGUGGAGGAGAUGCGCGAGAAGACAGCAGAGAAAUUCAGGUAUCACAGAAAUUCGACAUCAUUUUCUCAGAACUUAUAA
This is a messenger RNA of Ostertagia ostertagi, 2091 nucleotides long. The record is from the annotation of a GenBank genome assembly. NCBI's taxonomy places the organism in Eukaryota, Metazoa, Nematoda, Chromadorea, Rhabditida, Trichostrongylidae.